Molecule: messenger RNA, 692 nt
Organism: Lathyrus oleraceus (garden pea)
Lineage: Eukaryota; Viridiplantae; Streptophyta; Magnoliopsida; Fabales; Fabaceae
Product: protein MAINTENANCE OF MERISTEMS-like
Exons: 2
Coding region: 204-692 (162 amino acids)
Biological process (GO): meristem maintenance; meristem development
Source: RefSeq, a predicted model, not a curated record
UUUCUGCAUCAUCAGAUUCCACCAAUGCAUGCCAACACUACCACGCAUGCCUUACACUUGUCACAUUUUUGCAUAUUCAGUCUACUUGAAAACGAGUAUAAAUAGAGGGUCAUUCUUGCAAGUUUUCAUCAACCACUAACACUUUUAUUCAGAGAACUCAGGCGAAACUUCUCAUCCACCAAGCUUCUUCCUACAUUGCAGUCAUGUCGCUUCUUACCAUGGGCCAAGAACACAGAGGAACUAGGGCAAACAUUGCCUCAUUCGAUCCCAAGAAAUUUCGUCAACGUUCACACCCAAUGCCUUAUCCAGACCCAUGGUGCGUACCUUACAUAGAGCGUGGGGGUUUCGGUCAUGUAAUGCAUGUCGUAAAUGCCACCAUUGAUGCCAAAUUCAUUUUGGCUCUGUGUGAACGUUGGAGACCUGAGACACACACCUUUCACCUACCAACUGGUGAAUGUACCGUCACAUUAGAGGACGUGUACAUGCUUUUAGGUCUUAGAAUAGAUGGUAAGCCUGUGACCGGAAAUGUUCAACAGCCUAACCAAAUAUGUGUUCAAAUGUUGGGGGUAGAUCUGGUCGAGGGUGAGGGGUCUACCAAAGCAAGGGGUCAGGGUAUUAAAUUAUCUAGCCUACAGUUGUACCACGACUCCAUAACUUUGACUGAGGAAUCCUCCGAACAAGAAAAGUCAUAA